Messenger RNA from Gaeumannomyces tritici R3-111a-1, 491 nucleotides. RefSeq lists its product as hypothetical. Lineage: Eukaryota; Fungi; Ascomycota; Sordariomycetes; Magnaporthales; Magnaporthaceae. The transcript has a single exon. The record is from RefSeq and is a predicted model, not a curated record. The coding region runs from base 1 to 408 and encodes 135 amino acids.
AUGUCUUCUGCCGCACGCCCCCUGAGGAUCUGGCGCGCGCUGGGUGAAGAUUUGGAGGGCGUGAGGGCCGUGUUGAUGGGGCAAGGAGGUGUGUGGGAUCGAGAGACAACGGUGGCUACUGGGCAGAUCGACGGUGGAGGGGAAAGCCGACCGGCCGGUCCUUUUCGCGAGACCAUGCAAAAGCGCAGGAACAGCAACGCGGAGAUGUCGACUAGCUGGAAAGGAGUGUCUUACCCAGUUCCGGGCCGUAUGGUUGUCAAAGGUCACGUACAAGCGUCGCGUCCUUGGCAGGCCCAGCUUUGUGCGUCGUUCGGUCGUGAGUGUCUCGGGCUUGGACGACCAGAUCCGGGCGUCUGGACGGGGAUCGGAGGAAAGGAAGAAAGCUGCAAGGGCCGUCGCGGGAUCUGAGCCCCCCUUUUUUUUCCCACGGGGCGUGGGUGUCGAGCUGAAAAGAAAAUAAGGGGGAAAAUGGAAUAAAAGAAAGGGGAAGG